GCCUAGAGGCUGGGAGCAGCAGUCCGGCGGUUCCGAGCGCGCCGUCGCUCUCGGGGCGGGGCGCCGCGCCCCUUCCGGGGAUGGGCCUGGGUGCCGUCCUGGGCCCGACUCUGCUGCGGCUCCUCCCCGCUCGGGCGGGCUCUCCGCCGCGUCCCCGCCCGUCAGCCCGCCCGGCCCGGCUGGCCUCACACUGGGCCUGGGCGGCCGCGCGAGAAACUGAGCCCACGGGCGUCGGGAAGCGGCGGCGCUGGCCCGCGGCGGCUGCCGGCUCCAGACCGGCCGGGACGGCAAGGCGGCGCCACCAUGUUUUCCCUCAAGCCGCCCCGACCCACCUUCAGGUCCUACCUCUUGCCGCCGGCCCAGACGGACGAUCAGAUUAAUUUCGAGCCGAAGAUUAAAAAAUUGGAGCCAGUCCUUUUGCCAGGAGAAAUUGUUGUAAAUGAAGUCAGUUUCGUGAGAAAAUGCAUUGCAACGGACACCAGUCAGUAUGAUUUGUGGGGAAAACUGAUAUGCAGUAACUUCAGAAUUUCCUUUAUUACGGAUGACCCAAUGCCAUUACAGAAAUUCCAUUUUAGAAACCUCCUUCUUGGUGAGCAUGAUGUCCCUUUAACGUGUAUUGAGCAAAUUGUCACAGUAAAUGACCACAAAAGGAAGCAAAAGGUUCUCGGCCCCAACCAGAAACUGAAAUUCAAUCCAACAGAGCUAAUUAUUUACUGUAAAGAUUUCAGAAUUGUCAGAUUUCGCUUUGAUGAAUCCGGUCCAGAAAGUGCCAAAAAGGUAUGCCUUGCAAUAGCUCAUUAUUCCCAGCCAACAGACCUCCAGCUACUCUUUGCAUUUGAAUAUGUUGGAAAAAAAUACCACAAUACAGCCAAUGGAAUUAAUGGCCUGCCCUCAGGAGGUGGAGGAGGAGGCAGCAGCAGUGCUGUAGGCGGUGGCCAGGGCCCUCAGACUCCACUGUUUGAAACGUACUCAGACUGGGACAGAGAAAUCAAAAGGACAGGUGCUUCCGGGUGGAGAGUUUGCUCUAUUAAUGAGGGCUACAUGAUAUCCACGUGCCUUCCAGAAUACUUUGUUGUGCCAAGUUCUUUAGCAGACCAAGAUCUGAAGAACUUUUCCCAUUCUUUUGUUGGAAGAAGGAUGCCACUAUGGUGCUGGAGCCAUGCCAAUGGCAGCGCUCUUGUGCGGAUGGCCCUCAUCAAGGACACUCUGCAGCAGAGGAAGAUCGACCAGAGGAUUUGCAAUGCAGUAACUAAAAGUCACCCUCAAAGAAGUGAUGUGUAUAAGUCAGAUUUGGAUAAGACCUUGCCCAAUAUCCAGGAUAUACAAGCGGCUUUUGUAAAACUUAAGCAAUUAUGCAUUAAUGAGCCUUUUGAAGAAACUGAAGAUAAAUGGUUAUCUUCAUUGGAAAAUACUCGGUGGUUAGAAUAUAUACGGACAUUCCUUAAACAUUCAGCAGAACUUGUGUAUGUUCUAGAAAGCAGGCGUCUUUCAGUUGUCUUACAAGAGGAGGAAGGAAGAGACUUAAGCUGUGUUAUCGCUUCUCUUGUCCAAGUGAUGGCGGAUCCCUAUUUCAGGACAAUUACUGGAUUUCAGAGUCUGAUACAGAAGGAGUGGGUCAUGGCAGGCUAUCAGUUCCUAGACAGAUGCAACCACUUGAAGAGAUCAGAGAAAGAGUCGCCCUUGUUUCUGCUGUUCUUGGAUGCCACAUGGCAGCUGUUAGAACAAUACCCGGCAGCGUUUGAGUUCUCUGAGACCUACCUGGCCGUGCUGUACGACAGCACCCGCAUCUCGCUCUUCGGCACCUUCCUCUUCAACUCUCCUCACCAGCGUGUGAAGCAGAGCACAGAGUUUGCUAUAAGCAAAAACAUACAACUGGGUGAUGAAAAGGGUUUAAAAUUCCCCUCAGCUUGGGACUGGUCGCUUCAGUUCACAGCGAAGGAUCGCACCCUGUUCCACAACCCCAUGUACAUUGGAAAGAGCACACCUUGUGUACAGAGCCAUUCUGUGAAGUCUUUCAAACGGACAAAGAAAAGCUACAGCUCCACGCUCAGAGGAAUGCCAGUUCCCUUCAAGAAUGGAAUCAUCAGUGACCAACAAUUACUUCCAAGGAGAAAUUCAUUAAUAUUAAAAAUAAGGCCAAAGCCUCCUCAGCCAGCCAAAAACCAGAACAGUGGAAUGGAGGAGUACUUCCAAGAAUGGUUUUCCAAGCCUGUUGACCUGCACGGUAUCCUUCUGCCACAUCUGUCAGCGACACACAUAAAACUGUGGAAACUGUGCUACUUCCGCUGGGUCCCCGAAGCCCAGAUCAACCUGGGGGGCUUCAUCACCGCCUUCCACAAACUCUCCCUGCUGGCCGAUGAGGUGGACAUGCUCAGUAGGACGCUGCGGCAGCCAAGGGCCAGUCCCGGGGGGCCCUGCUCUGCAGAGCGGGACCAGAGCAGGAUGUACUUCCAAGCCAGUGGCCCUCACCCGCACAGUACCUCAGGGACACCGGAGUUCCUCUCCUCCUCCUUCCCAUUUUCUCCUGUAGGCAAUCUCUGUAAGCGAAGCAUUUUAGGGACACCACUAAGCAAAUUUUUGAGUGGGCCCAAGAUAUGGUUAUCUACUGAGACACUAGCUAACGAGGACUAGCAGCACAUGUCCAGGGAAGCCACAGACUCUUCCUCUGAGCUAAAAUUGCUAACCUGGGUCUUCGAAGCCCUAGUGAUUUUAUACUAAGAACAACAGUUGGCAUUUGCACUAAUAUUUAAAAACAUGUUGAAUCAAUCAUACUUUUUUUUUUUUUAAAGAUAUGCCUAGAUCUUUUUAUGUUUGUUUUUAUGUCUACUUUGUCAUUUUAGGUCUGGCUCACUCUUAAUUGACUCAACAGGCAGCCGUCCCUGUCCCUCCUUCCUAGUAAGUAUAAUCAAAGGAACCAGAUGUAUCACACCAGUUUUGUCUGCGUCCAUUUUCCCUGCCACCUACUCAAGACUAACUAGAUUAGCAACCCAAAGGAACAGAUGUCAGAAAUGGAGUUUAUGUCCAAGAAGCAUCCAGUAAAGCCCCCCAACAGGCAGUAGGUGUUCCUGUGUUUUUCUAGUCACUUUCUGUCAUCUCUAUUUUGACUCACCAGGGGUUCCAAGGCCAUUACUUCUUUUGGAACACUUUUUUUUUUGGGGGGGGGGGGAGGGGAACUUGAGAUCACUGUGCUUUAAAAUUAGGAGCUGGCUUGUAGCUUCAUGGGGACUAACUUUAAAAUGAUAUAUGCACUGUUAAACUUUGAAUUUGCUAUAGAUAAUACAAUUAAACGUAAAAGUGCCUUUGACAUUAAGAGACAGAGAACACAGGAUGAAUAAUGAUUUGUUUUUACAGUUAUGGUGUUAAAUGCCAUGAAUCCCCAGAACCACAUUCCCAUCCCUCCCCAAAGCCACCACUGCCACAGGAAGUGGGUGUGUGUGUGUGAGUGCCAUCUGCCCCAAAGCCACUGCUGUCUCCCCUGGGAGCUGUCAUGGGCACUCUGGAGUAUAGCUGAUGAUGUCAUAAAGUCACAGGUGCCCUUUCUCCCUCAAAGUUCUGAAGUCUUGGGGAUAGAGAACGGAAAAAAUAAUCUCUCAAAUGCUGCCAUUUUAGUAAACAGUGUGAUAUGUCCUCACAUUGUGUGCCAAGCGCUUUGCUAAAACUGGGGGUGGGGUGGGGUGGGGGGUGUCAAAGCUUAAGCUUCUCAUGGCAGCGCCCACUAGGGCUAACCUUGACACUUAAAUAGCCAUUUGGCUAUUUAACACUGCCACAUUCAACUUUAAAAAAGUAUUUUACAUUAAGGCGUCUUGUGUAGCUUACGUCCUUCUCUGAAACAGGCUUCUUAAGAAGUGUUGUACCUUUAUAUGUACUUAGUAGCUGUUUGUAUUUGAAAAAUUUGCCUUUUGUAAAAUUGUCUUCAUGUUGCUUCUGGAUUUAGAGGGACAGAAGUUCCUGCACAGUGUCUUAAGAAAACCCUCUUGUGCAUAAACCCAAAGUUUCUGCCAACUUAUUGCCUAGGAAUUAAGGGCUUUUCCCAGUUUCUGAAAUAAGCAUUACUGCCACUGAACCUUUUAUAGUUCUUGAUUGCAAGCCAGGCCCAGUCAGUCCUCUUAAAAUACCACAGCAUAUUCUGCUGUUUAAGCAUAAUAAUUUUUCCCCCACUAAACUUUUUUUUUUUUAAGGUUACAAGUUGUUUCACAUUUGUCACUCUUUUUUUAGACUGAUAAUUUAUCUUUCCAUGAUAUUUUUUCCCCUCACAUUUUAAUGUUUUUAGUAACUACUGGGUUGUUGAAAAAGUCAUGACGUAUUUUUCUGCAUAAAAAUGUCCCAUGACUUUUCAGACAACCUGAUAUUUUGCUGAUUUCCAAGUUUAAAAGAAGAUUAGGUACUAUUAGUACUGUUUUAAUAGGAAAUGUGCAUAUUUUUGUAUGAUAAUCAAAUGUAGUAAAAUAGCUUUUUAAAAUUUUGGCUGGAGAGUGGUUGUGUCAUGAUUAUUAUGCCACAGUUUAUUGUGCAUAAUAUGAAAAGCAACUAGAACAGCCUGGCCUCUGCCAGCAAAACGGAUGUGGUGACAGGAGCCCUGAGUGUGACCCCCAAGGCCCUGCACAGAUCUGUCCCAGUGGGUGCCCGGCAGACAGGAUGGCUCUGGAUUUGCUAGCAGCAAAAUGAAAGAUGUACAAUGUCUAACUUUAUUGUAUGAUGUGGAAGUCAACUUUAAAACCAAAAAUCUAACUUUAUUUAAGAAAAGUAUAUUAACUUGUGCUAACAAAGACUGUAAAACUGUUCUUUUUUUCUUUUUUCAACAAAACCUGCUUGCUCUGGCAGUAACCUCAAGUAGUUCAGACCUGAUUUUGAGAGAAAACAGAAACCUUUUGUGCCUAAAAUGAUGACUCAAGUUAUAUAGCAGGACGGGGAGGAAGAUGUCAGAUCUUGUUCAAAAGUAAUGAAUGUGAAGGGAAUUUUGACUGCUAAAUAAAAUUUUCACAGAAA
Molecule: messenger RNA, 4986 nt
Organism: Erinaceus europaeus (western European hedgehog)
Lineage: Eukaryota; Metazoa; Chordata; Mammalia; Eulipotyphla; Erinaceidae
Gene: MTMR10
Product: myotubularin related protein 10
Exons: 16
Coding region: 304-2631 (775 amino acids)
Source: RefSeq, a predicted model, not a curated record